Notodromas monacha is the source of this 1229-nucleotide messenger RNA. The record is from the annotation of a GenBank genome assembly. Lineage: Eukaryota; Metazoa; Arthropoda; Ostracoda; Podocopida; Cyprididae.
GUCUUGUCCUUCUAAGCAGGUCACGAAAUUACAAAAAUAUCCGCGUUUUUAUUUUAAUUGCGUCGCGAAGCUUUAAAAAAAUGAGGUUUCGAAAAAAGACCGCUGUUUCGUCGUUUUUCCUGGGACUGUUUAUCCUGGUUUCUCUGGGCGUUUUGCGACACGUUAGCAAAAAUCCGAGGGAAUACAAGAAACUGCUGGUAGAUCUCGGGGGAGCGAUUUGUGCCAUUCCCGGGUUUCGUGUCAACGACUUUUCAUUUUUGCUCAACCCGAACUUCACGCAAAAUGACGGAAAAACCGUGACGAAUUUCAAGAAAUGCCGUGAAAUUUGCAUACCUGGCUACAUCAUCAAUAAUCCGCACAAGUGUGACAAUGUAACCGAGGUAAUCGUGGCCGUUGUAUCUGCACCACGCAAUGAGCUGGAACGUAAGACCAUUAGAGAAACCUGGGGGCGACACCUGGAGUCCAUCUCCAACUCAAGUGUAAUCUUCGCAUUCGGGAAAACAAGCCCUGAAAACCAACGCAUCCUAAGAUCUGAAGCUGACACGUUCGGAGACUUGAUCCAAUUCCAAGUAGAGGAUCGCAAUUUCGGAAUUCACACUUGCAAGCAGCUCCUUGUGAACGACUGGAUCCGAGACUUUUGUCCAGGUGUCGCUCAUAUCCUGGCCACGGACGAUGACUUGUACGUCAACGCGAGACACCUAGUUGACUUCUCGCGUCAGAACCGCGGCCUACGCAACGCGAUGCUCGGCUACACAUCGCCUCAAUCUAUGUGCCGGGACAAAACCCAGGACUUGGACGACUUCCCGACUUACAAAUACCCUUACCCAGUGAAUGCCAGGUUCAUCAUACAGUCAGUUUUCUACAGCAGAGAAACAGCAUUGCGUUUGUCACGCGCAGCCGACACAGCUAAUUUUUGGCGCAUGGCUAGCGACAUGUACAUAUCCGGAGUUCUGGCGGAAAUCGCAGGGAUUGAGCGGAAAACGAACAUGAGGUUCGCUUACUUGUUUGGCGAAUAUGUUUUAAGAAAUAACUUUUCUGACGAGUUCGUUCGCGUGGCUUACAAGAAUGCCAUAGUGAUUUCACACCUAUCGAUUUUGAUGAGCCCUGGAGCAGUGCACAUAACGCCUGCUAUGAUUUAUAAAAUACACGGCAUAUUUUAUCCAGAAUUGACUUUGGAUGAGAGCCCGCACAUGAACUGAAAAAUAAAUCCUCUGAGUGAAUUCGAAAGA